UCAAAAGUGUAUCAUCAUCAAAGAAGUAACAAACAUCAACUAUUUUCUUUCCUCACUCUUCUUUCACAUACAUAUUCCUUCCCUAUACAAAAUUGAUGGCUUAUUCAACACUUUACACAUUCACAUUCCCACCCUCUCUCCCUCUUCUCUUCCAACAUCACAAACACAAACCCUAUUCUCUCUCUCCAAAACUCACAUUUACACCAACAACCUUAAACCCUAACAUUCUUCGCAACAACAACAUGAUGCAAUCUUCGCGUGUAUCAAGUGUUCAAGAUGUUGUUGGAGGAGCUAUGGCUAUUGUCCAAUCAUCACCUGCCACGUGGCAAUCUUCUUUGUUCAGUAAUUUGUUGAUCUUUGUAUUGGGUUCUCCUAUUUUGGUUACUGGGUUGUCGUUUGAAGGGAUUGUUGCUGCUUUUUUGCUUGGUACGCUUACUUGGCGUGCUUUUGGUGGUGAUGGAUUUCUUCUUGUUGCUACCUAUUUCAUCAUUGGUACAGCUGCAACAAAAGUCAAAAUGGCGCAGAAAAUGGAACAAGGGGUUGCUGAGAAAAGAAAAGGAAGAAGGGGUCCAGGGAGUGUAAUUGGAUCCAGUGCUGCCGGUUGCGUUUGUGCUUUCCUCACAAUUUUUGGUGUUGGAGGAGCGGCUUUUUCUCAGCUUUGGAGACUUGGAUUUGUUGCAAGUUUCUGUACCAAGUUGAGUGACACAGUCUCAAGUGAGAUCGGCAAAGCAUAUGGAAAAACAACGUACCUUGUUACGUCAUUCAAAGUAGUUCCAAGAGGCACUGAAGGGGCAGUUAGUGUUGAAGGAACCUUGGCUGGAAUUUUAGCAUCUGUAGCUCUUGCCUUUGUCAGUUUUCUUCUGGGCCAGAUUGGUUCACAUGAAGUAAUUAUAUGUAUACUAGCUGCCCAGUUUGCUAAUCUUGGUGAAAGCAUAAUUGGUGCUUCAUUUCAAGAGAGGGAAGGAUUUCGAUGGCUCAAUAAUGAUAUAGUCAACAUCAUCAACAUAUCAAUGGGAAGUAUCAUAGCAGUGUUAAUGCAACAAGCACUCCAAAACUUGCAUCCCUAAAUUUGCUGCAAAGUUAUCUUGGAGCUCAAUUAUUCAUUUAUUUAUUUGCAAUAUAGAAGUCUAACUCAGAUAUUUAUCUAGUCCUAGAUAUUCAAGUGUCUUACUAAUGCUAAUGCUAACAGAAUCAAGUCUCUUCGUGUUGAAAGCAAUGGUUCUUUCAAAUUAAAGAUUUGAACUAUCCUUUUCUUGUAUAAAUGUAGACCAUGAAAGAAAAGUUUGUGUUACUGUAAUCAAGGCUUUCAUUAUUGUAUAGUUAAUUUUAGAAAUUGAUUGUUCUUAAUGGUGGUUAAGAUGCAUCACAUCGCGUUCUUGAUUCUUCAACGACUGCUUGCAAGUUGCAAUGCAGAGGUAUUAUCUGUAUUCUGCACAUUAUUUGUUUUGAAUUAAGAUUCUCUGAAUUUCAAAA
Molecule: messenger RNA, 1473 nt
Organism: Medicago truncatula (barrel medic)
Lineage: Eukaryota; Viridiplantae; Streptophyta; Magnoliopsida; Fabales; Fabaceae
Product: protein VTE6, chloroplastic
Exons: 5
Coding region: 96-1067 (323 amino acids)
Cellular component (GO): chloroplast inner membrane
Source: RefSeq, a predicted model, not a curated record